Molecule: messenger RNA, 3507 nt
Organism: Fimicolochytrium jonesii
Lineage: Eukaryota; Fungi; Chytridiomycota; Chytridiomycetes; Spizellomycetales; Powellomycetaceae
Exons: 17
Coding region: 55-3282 (1075 amino acids)
Biological process (GO): protein ubiquitination
Molecular function (GO): protein binding
Source: RefSeq, a predicted model, not a curated record
GCUCAAAUUCACAAUCUGUGUCGUAUCAAGAAUCUAAGAAAGAACCACUCUCAAAUGCCUUCUACAACCAACACACCAAUCACCAUCGCUACUUCACCAGCCAAGUCGGCGAUCUCGGAGAAGUUUCCAUGGGAGGGCCGCAACUCGCUUGGGUAUAUGAACGAUAAGCCGACAGAUAAAUGGCGCAAAUAUAUUGGCAGGGAGGAACGCAAGCAGCUUAGGAAAGGCACAGAUCUCCUGACAACGUCCACCGCACUUGUGUCCGAUUCAUCGCAGUGGGCUACUAGCAUCGCUGUGGUGGAGGAAUCUUCCUUCAUAGCAGUCGGAUCUGCUUCGGAGACACUGUUCAUACUAGAAAAUGUUGACAAGCGUACACAGGAUCUAACGCUUCGAUCAGCCAUCACCGUUCCAGAUGCUGUGUACUCUCUUGCCAUCUCGGGCACCAAGCUCCUGACUGGCGGACACAAUGGCCGCGUGCAGGUGUUCAAUCUGGACCAGUUCGUGCUGGACACGAAGAAUAAGGGUGUCGAUCAUGUGGAUGAGCUCAGAGUUAUCCCAGCUGAUCUAAGAGCGCCUAUCGCGCCGCCCCAAAGAAUGGCGGGCAGCCUUCGAGUAAACGUAGUGGACUUCGAGAGGCUAGAGGGUGGAGACGAGCCUGCAGCGAGUCCUACAUUUUUGGCAACCGUUGGGAAGCAUCUUUAUAUUGGAGACCUUCAAACCGGCAAAACAACCGCAUCCGAAGCUGUUGGCAUGGACACCCUUCUCUCCGCCUCAUUCACGCCACAUCCCGGCGUGCGCCUAAUCGCUGCGGCCGGAGUAGACCGGUCCAUCAAUAUCCUGGACAGCAGGCAAAUAGGCAGCGGGUCCGCCUCGAAUAUUUGGAAAGUGCCCGAAGCGCAUGGCCUUGCUGUGAAUGAAGUCAAAUUCAACCCGUUGAUCCCGUACUGGCUCGCUAGUGUCGGCGAGGACUCGGUGGUGAAACUGUGGGAUAUGCGUUUCCUGCACUACCCAGUUGGAAGGAUAGAUGCUCACUAUCAUAGCAUCCGCUCGCUUGCUUGGUCACCAUCCCGCGCCGAACUCCUCACCACAGUCUCAAGCGACCGCUCCUGGCGCGCCUGGUCCUUCAACGCCUCACUUGCCACCACCCGCGAAACAUGCCCUUCAUCAGCCUUCAUCGACAGUCCCGGAACGGAAUGGGGCACCUCGCCACAUACUGAAAUGUCAGAUCGCGCGGUCGUUGGGGCUUAUUUGGUGGCCGAGUGCACGGAUUAUACGAGCCCGCCGAUCAAAGUCGUGGCUGGGAGGGAUCGGAAUGAUGCGUUCUAUAGUGUUACGGGUACCGGACAGGUAUGCUGUCAUGUGGUGAGCGGGGAUGUUUUCGAGAUUGUCAAUCCGCACAGGUUCACUUCCGCACAAAAUUCCACGGCCUUUUCCAUCGAGCAAUCCGUCCAAACCCGCGAUUUAGCCACUGCGUACACCGACAUUAUCGCGCACUGCAGAGCCGCCCGUGCCGAAAACAAGUUGCUCGCCUCCCACGAGGUGGACCUAAUCAAAUUAUGCACCUCAACACCGCCAGUCGGCGCAGAGGAGUGGAACUUACCCAAGUUGGAGAUGGUGGAGCGUGUGGCUGACCGAGAGGCUGUGGAGAACAUCCGGGAGGAGCUUCGGAGAUGGACAUAUUGGCUGCCUCCCGGAUUCGGUGGGCAUCUGAGAGAUGUUGGAAUGAUAAGGAAGAAACUACAGCAAGAGUUCGAUAUCAUGGUCGUUCGGUGCGAUCUCGUUGGAAAAGCGUUGGAAGGGGAUGGUGAUGCCAUUCUAAAGGAGGAAACAGCGUUUUCCCGAGGAUUGGAGGUUGAUCCGCUGUACAUCAAUGGGGCGACGCUCAGAGUCUUAUCUCAAGCAAUCAUUCAGCACGACUACACCAAAGCUCUCACCUUCGGUCUGAAACUCGCCCAAACCGUCGAAGACACGCCUGGGCGCACGCUUGCAGAUUGCACCGAAGCCUUCGGCGUUCUGCUAUUCCCGACCGUUUUUGACAAGUCAAAAUGGCAGCCGACCUUCGAUUAUCAGCCGCUAGGAGCAGAUAAACCCGCCGCUGAUCUACUCGCGACCCAGAGCGGGAGAGAUGUGAACGAUGCUGCAAAGUACGCACGCUAUGCGACUGUGGCGGCGGAGUACGCUGCAUUGCUGCAGCGGAGGGAUAAGGAGGUUUUAGGGCUUGCUGAAGCGGUCUCGCCGUCACUGGCAGACCAUUCCGGGGAUGAAAACGACGGACGCUCUACCGUAGACGGAACCCUUCCGCCUAGUCAGCAAGCAGCGGACGACAUGAAGAACCAGGCGUUGAGGACCCUCAUCGCGAACGGCGGAAAUGUGCUUUCGAUGUUGCGGUUGCAAAUUAAACUCACAAAAAUCAUGGCAUCCCCACCGGCGGACACUUUCUACAACGACAUCCUUCGUGUUUUCGACAAUAUGAACACGGAGGAGAUGCAGGAAAGCGGUAGCACGCAGAAACGGCCUUUCGUAGAACGCACGAUCUCGUCGUACGCGAUUGUCCUUUACCUCGAUGCCUUGUUGCAUCAUAAUCGGUUUGAGGACUAUUGGGGAACGUGCUUCGAGCUGGUUAAUCAAUACGCAUCAUACGCACUCCCCACAACCCUGUUAGCCCACGCCUUGAAAAUCGCCACGCCCGACUUCAAUGCUCAAAUCGGGCUCAUCUACGAAGCAGCAACGCACAAGCUGGCCCAAGCACUCGAUACCAGCGGGAGCAAUCGCGCGCUCGACUCGGUUCUCCUUCAAGCCAUCGACAAAAUCAAAGAAGGCAUGGUGCUUGUGGUUAGCUGUGGGGUCUGUUUGGGGAGGUUGGGUUCGGGGAGUGCGGGCGGACAGAGGGAGAGCGUGGAGAAAAUUAGAGGGGAUCUGUUUUUGAGAUGGCUGGGGACACUGCAAUCAUCCCUUCUUCGGGCAUUGGAUCUGGUCGACACAACGAUGGGCGCCGGUAGCAUGAGAGAAGCGGCGCAGAAAAUCCAAGCCUCCAUACGGGAUUCGCUACAACCGGCCAGCAGUGGCGGACGUGCACGAGCAGCGCAGACUGCUCUGGCCAUUGGAAAAGACGCCAAAGACAAUCCCAACCCCGUCGUCAAGUUCAUAGCUGAGAUCAACAGCGUGAUUGAACAGCUUGGCAAAGUCGGUAGGACGGAAGUCGCUGGGCCGGCGGCUGCGGGGAGUAUUGCUGGCACUCUGCCUAAGCCAGCCGCUUCGAUUCGAGAGUCGUUGGAUACUUGAAACAGAGUUUUCAUUCCUCAGAUAGUGAGACCUGCAGUCGCCAGUGCUCAGGGCUUGUGGGCGUUUUUUCAAAUGGUAUGAGGAGCCCUCUUACCAGCCGAGGUGUACAAAAGGAAUGCGAAAUAUCAGUGUCUGAAUGAUGGGGUCCGGAUUUGGCUUCUCCCCAAAAUCUUGUAGUUCAAAGAAUUAUCUCUCGCAGGGCAAACAAAUAUUCUGAUUUGCCCA